This is a messenger RNA of Patiria miniata (bat star), 1835 nucleotides long. Its product is annotated as adenylate cyclase type 9-like. Gene Ontology annotation, molecular function: adenylate cyclase activity. Gene Ontology annotation, biological process: intracellular signal transduction; adenylate cyclase-activating G protein-coupled receptor signaling pathway; cyclic nucleotide biosynthetic process. The transcript is spliced from 2 exons. The record is from RefSeq and is a predicted model, not a curated record. Lineage: Eukaryota; Metazoa; Echinodermata; Asteroidea; Valvatida; Asterinidae. The coding region runs from base 321 to 1820 and encodes 499 amino acids.
AUAGAACUGCCAGCUAGCCAACCAACAACACGCGUACACCGUCCGUGCAGAACGGCCCACAAUCACGGGGUUGCUAGACUAGGUUCUGGGCACGAAAUGCAACUUUUAUCCCGUUCAGACCAGGAGGUUUAGUCGGCCGGAGCUACAGGGAGCAAAAUGCAUCCUCACGGGACUCUAGCUGACAUGCCAGUGGAUGCCUACGACCGCUGCAUCAUCAAGGGUUUAGCGUGUGGUCCAGGAAGGCGGCACUACUGAAGUGAAGUCUCCAGAUGGUUCUGAAAUGAAUCUGCACAGCUAAAUUGAACUAAAAAAACUUCAUCAUGGCCGGCAACGCGAGCGACAUUGAAGUCCAUUUCAACCCCAACGCUGACGAAACCCCAGUGGAGGUGACCCUGCGGCGGCGCAGCUCCGAGAACAGCCGCAGCAAGACCCGGACCCUGUGCCCUAAGCUCUUUGAGCGGGCCUCGGGCAGCUGGUGGAACCCCAAGUUUGACUCCAGCAUCAUCGAGGAGCAGUUCCAGUACAACUCCUUCUCCCAGAUCCGCCGGCGAUUCCGCUAUGCCCUUUGCUACAUCCUGGCUGCCUGCGUGGUCUGGCUGAUCUAUCUCCCAGUUCAGACCACUUACACUGUCAGCAGACAGGGUGAUGAACUUUGCUUUGAGGAUGGCAGCCGCGCGACAUGGAUCAUGUUUGAGUUAGCCGUAGCCUGUCUCCUAGUCCUCUGCAUCAUCCUUCUGGUCUUCACUGUCUCUCAUCACUACAAGAGCCACUUCCAGAAGAUCUCCGGUGUGCUAUGUCUUAGUCUUUGCGGACUUACUCUCCUCACCUUUGCUUCACAUAGCUCAUCCAGUAACAGUUACCCUAUGAGCAGUGUGGCCACAUUUGCCGUGUGCAUUGAGACGAUUCUCAUGAUGUACACCAUGUUCCCCAUGCCCUACCUGUACACCGUCAUCCCCAUGUUGAUGUUUUCCGUGGCCUAUGAACUGCUCUACUUCCUGUACGUGGACCCAGCAAACGCAAAUCGGAGCAUCACUGGCGAGGUCUUCACAAAACUCUGCCUUCAUAUCUGCGUGCACCUGAUGGGUACCCACGUCUUCUUCAUGUCCCAGGUGCGCUCCCGCAACACCUUCAUGAAGAUUGGGCAAGCGGUCAGCGCCCGCCAUCAACACCAGAGUGAGAAGCAGCUCAAAGAGACCACCAUCCACUCCCUGAUGCCUGACUCCAUCGCCCAAAAGCUUCUCGAUGAGAAAGGCGAACGCAACGAUGGAAUCUUCCGACCUUUCUACAUGGACCUCAUGGAAGACGUCAGCAUCCUCUUCGCCGACAUCGCAGGCUUCACCCGCAUGAGUGCCAACAAGAGUGCCGAUACUCUUGUAGGCCUUCUCAACAACCUCUUUGGGAGGUUUGACAUCCUUUGCUUAGAUCACAAUUGCGAGAAGAUCUGCACUCUUGGCGAUUGCUACUACUGUGUCUCGGGCUGCCCCGAGCCCCGUCCAGACCAUGCCGAAUGCUGCGUCGACAUGGGCCUGAGCAUGAUAGAGGCCAUCAAGGACUUCUGCCAGGACACUGGUGAAAAGGUCAACAUGCGUGUCGGUGUCCACACCGGCAAAGUUCUCUGUGGCAUCAUCGGCAAGAGCCGCUACAAGUUUGAUGUCUGGUCCAACGACGUGACCAUGGCCAAUAAGAUGGAAGCGUCUGGCAUCCCGGGCAAGGUGCACGUCUCAGCAGUGACUGCCGAGUUCCUAGGCGACAAGUACAUCAUGGAAGAGAGUAGACAAGAUCGUCAGACUGUAUUUCUUGGUAAGUUGUCCAUUCUAUAGAUGCUUUUUAUUUGU